UUCUUCCAGGAGUCAAUCAGACCGUUACCACUACACCUAAAAAACCCCCAUUUUCUCCCUCUCUCUCUCUUCACAGGACAGCCAUGACCGUCGCGAGUGUGGCCACUUCUCACACGAAGAAGCUCAUGAAGCUCACUCUUUCCAUUUUUAGCCCACGCCUUAGCUCCUCAAGAUGCAAAACGGCGGCGAAGAUGGCAGUGGCGAGGAUAAAGUUGCUGAGGAACAAAAGAGAGGUGGUGGUGAGGCAAAUGAGGAGGGACAUUGCAAUGCUUCUCCAGUCUGGUCAAGACGCCACUGCUCGUAUUCGGGUUGAGCAUGUGAUAAGGGAACAGAAUGUUUUGGCUGCAAAUGAGUUUAUUGAGCUCUUCUGUGAGUUAGUUGUGGCCAGACUUUCAAUAAUUGCAAAGCAAAGGGAAUGCCCCACAGACCUGAAAGAGGGGAUUGCUAGUUUAAUAUUUGCAUCCCCGAGAUGCUCUGAAAUUCCAGAAUUAGGGGCAAUGAGGAAGAUAUUUGAGAAGAAGUAUGGGAAAGAUUUUGUAUCUGCAGCUGUUGAUCUGCGACCCAAUUGUGGUGUAAAUCGAAUGUUAAUUGACAAGCUUUCUGUUAGAACUCCUACGGGCGAAGUGAAGUUGAAAGUUAUGAAAGAAAUUGCAAAAGAAUACCAGGUUGAGUGGGAUACAGCAGAAUCUGAACAGGAGCUUCUGAAGGCUCCUGAGGAGCUUAUUGAGGGACCAAACACUUUUGUUAGUGCUACAAGCUUACCUAUGAAGCCAUCUCCAGUUAAAACUGCUGAGGCAAAUAAUCCAACUGUCAGAUCAACUACAGAUAGAGGAAUGGGCAGUAUGCAAUUUGAAGACACUGCAUCUGCUGCUGAGGCAGCAGCAGAAUCUGCUAAGCAAGCAAUUGCAGCUGCACAGGCUGCUGCUUAUCUAGCCAACAAGAGCUUCAAUCAGACCUCCCAACAACCUGGUUUUAAUGCUUCAGGCAUCAAUCCUGGAUAUGGUGUGCUCCCUAGAAAUUCCAUGGGCGUUGCUAAUGAUCCCCAGUUCAACUACCAGAACUUGGAUCAUGGAUCUAAGGGUCCCGGGCAGUUAUAUGAGCCCCAUAGUUUUGAUAGGUCUCAAUAUCCAAGCAAUGAGGAGACAAGAUCAGUGCGGAUGAAUGGUGAUGAACACAUUUGUAGGAGACAUAGCUACAAUGAGACGAGACCAAUCCGGAUGGGCGGUCAAGAUGUCCAUAGGAGACACAGCUACAAUGCCUCUUCUCCAAAUUCAGAAAUAAAGUUUGAUGAAUCAGACUGUGAUGAAGAGAUUGAAAUGGAAGAUUCUCCAGCUGCCAUUUAUCCACCACCACAGCGGCAUCCCCCGCCAGUACCUUCCUCUCAUGUAGACCCAGCUCCUCGAGUUCAUCCUAAAUUACCAGAUUAUGAUACACUGGCUGCUCGCUUUGAAGCUCUGAAGUAUAACAAAUCACAAACCUAGAGUUCAAAGUGCGCAUGGCGCGUCAUUUCACAUCCCCAAUCACAAACGAUGAGCUCAAAAUGCUUGGUGCACCAUUUUUGUUAGAUGUUACAACCAGCCUUUUUCCAGUGGUAUGGAUGAACCCUCUAUGGUAUACGUAACCAACAAUGCAUACUCUUUAUCAUAAUCUUCAUAAACAUUUAUCACUAUCAUUAAUAUUUUAUAUUUUCAACUAUGUCUUCAUAC
Messenger RNA from Manihot esculenta (cassava), 1706 nucleotides. Its product is annotated as IST1-like protein. Gene Ontology annotation, biological process: protein transport. Lineage: Eukaryota; Viridiplantae; Streptophyta; Magnoliopsida; Malpighiales; Euphorbiaceae. The coding region runs from base 84 to 1481 and encodes 465 amino acids. The transcript has 7 exons. The record is from RefSeq and is a predicted model, not a curated record.